AAUUCUUCAAUAUUUGCUGUAGUUGCUCAGAUCACCCUUAUUUUCGGCACUGAUCGCGCAUAUCCUCGUGUUUGCGUUUUCCACUUAAUUCUGUUGCUUGCACAGUUGACCAAAAAAGAAAAAAUGAAUAUGAGUACAGAAACCAACUCUGUCAACCACACCAUUAUUGGUGGAGAUGAUGCAAGUUCUACUCCCUCUUCUCCAGAGAGCCCAUCAUUUGAUGAUUCUGACUUGCUGUCAUCUUCUGCUGUGGGAGACUAUGUAACAUCUCAGCUUGCUGCAGCUGGUCCCAUUGGUGUAGCAGCAGCUGCAGCAAUUGCUACUGGUAAGAGAAGAAAGAAAUCUUAUAUCUUUGAAACCAAUCCUUCCAUUAGAAAGCGUCAGCAGAGUCGUCUUCAGAGGAAACUCAAAGCAAUAAUUGAUGAGUACAGGACUAGAGUGGGACAACAGGCUAUAGUGCUGAUUGCCACUCCAGGAAAACCACAAAAUAACUUCAAGGUUUUUGGUGCUCACCCACUGGAGAAUGUGGUUAGAAGCUGUCGGCAUAUGAUUGUUCAAGAACUUGAAUCAGCCCUUGCUGAGCAUGUGCCACCACAGCACACUGAUGACAUAUCUAUGUAUGAGCUUCCUCCAUUAGUGAUAGAUGGAAUUCCCACACCAGUAGAAAAGAUGACACAGGCUCAGCUUCGUGCCUUCAUUCCACUCAUGUUGAAGUAUUCAACAGGCCGGGGCAAGCCAGGCUGGGGAAAGGAAUCAACUAGACCCCCAUGGUGGCCAAAAGACGUUCCUUGGGCCAAUGUUCGAAGUGAUGCUCGAAAUAAUGAGGAGAAGCAAAAGGUUUCAUGGACUCAUGCCCUGCGACAGAUUGUUAUGAACUGUUAUAAAUAUCAUGGACGAGAAGACUUAAUGCCUGCUUUCAACAAUGAAGAGGAAAAGGACAAAGGAAAGACAAUGUUUGCUCAUCCUGUAACACAUUAUUCUCCAACAAUGGUGCAAACAAUCAAUAACUCUGAUGGUACUGUAUCAGUUAUACAAGUGGAGGCAGGCAACACUGUUGUCACUCUUCCUGAGGGAACUCAAGCCCAGUUUCAAGCUUUGAAUGCAAUUCCAAACUCCCAAAGAGAUGUUCAUACUUUAGCUGAAGUAGCUGUUGCUUCACAGCAAGAUGAUGGUGAAACAAGGACUCACCAAGUGACACCACUAAGUGUUGAUCUGCGUGGAGAAGUAACUGCACAAGCCAUGGCAACACUAGCAGAAGCAACACUCAGUUCUGAUGGACAAAUUAUUCUUACAGGAGAAGAUGGAACACAAACAGCAUUUCCCGUUUCUGGCAUGGUGACCAUUCCUGUUUCCAUGUAUCAAACUGUAGUGACCAGCAUUUCACAGUUGACUGAAGGUCAAGCUUCUCAUGAAGGACUUAUGGCCCACAUUACAGUUGGAAACUCAACAGACACCAGUGGGAAUGGAACUAGAGCUAUUGAUGGAUCUGACAGGAUAAAUGAAUCUGUCUCUGUAGCCUCUAGUGGGGGCUCAGGAGAUAGUUAAGUUUACAAUGGAAUUAGUUAGUGUCAUUUUUGAAAUCCUAUUUAUAUGGUGUAUUUGUUGUAACUGUAAGAAGACAGGAAAUGUAGAAUGAUAAGGUGUUCACUCUAUGUUAAACCAGUGCUUAAUAGAAAUCAAACUUGAAAUCUUUGUCAAAGUAAAGUUGUAGUUAAACCUUCAUUUGUUAGUUACCAACACAGUUGUUGUUUUAUAAAAAAAUUUUACCUAGUCAAAAAAAACAGAUAACCUGAAUGAGCUGAUGAAUGUUGACACCUUAUGAUAUUAGCCAUUACAACAAGAUGCAUGGUUGGAGCAGUCUGUCCAUACAUAUUUGGGUACAACAACUUGAAAUUACUCAGGAAAAUUAUAACUUACAGUUGAUGAUUGAAAAAACUGAUGUUUUUUGGUCUUUAUCUUACAAACUGCUUGUUGUCUAAAAUGUUCAUACUGUUCUAUAAUUACCUGCAAGUAUUGAAAGUGAGUUUAUACACAACUGGUUUUACUAUGAAAUGCACAUAUUGAGUGAAGAGCUAGUCAGUCAUAAAACUAAGAAUUAUAUAAUAGAUUAAUAAUGUCAUUGUAAAUUAAUUUAUGUUGUUCUUUGUUAUAUUUUUAAAUACUGAUGUUUCAUUGCUUGAUAAUAUUUGUAAGAUAUUAAAACUUAUUGACCUGACAAUCAGACGACACCUGUUGCUUGUACACCUACAAAUAUCUGCACUAAUUGCAAAAGUAUAAAGAAUAUAUUGGUUGUUCCAAAUUCUGCCACAAGCCUUACUAUAACCAAGAGCUGUUAUUCAUUUAUAAUAUGAAUAUUUAGGUUGAUUAUGUUAGAAACUAACGCUCUUACGUUAUCAUUAUACGUCAAAGUAACUUAAUUAAUAUCUAAAUUUAUCAUAAAGGUGGUUUUAUCAAGGAUGAAGUCAUUCAAUCUUUUCAGAAUUAUAAGGAUGCAGAAUACCUCCAUUGAAGUUCCAUCUGCAUGUAGGGCUUUUAUAGUUAUAGAUGUAAGUAUCUCAAUUAAAAAAGACUUGAGUAUAUACUGUGUACUCACUGCAUUGUAAGCCAUGCCUUACAGAGAGCUUCACUGUAGCUCCCAGAAAAUGUCAGAUAAUCUUCAAGAGUAUGAAAUGAAAGAAGCAAACAAAAGAUUACAAGUUUCACUGUUAUGUCCCAUAAGUUCAACAACAUGGAUUAUUAGAUAUAAUCUUCAAAUUAUUUAGCAAUAAAUAAUAAUUUUGAUUUCAGUUUUCAGAUAUCCUAAUCACCACUACAUGUAUCCUAAAAAUAUGGAGAUUGUCAAAUAUUUUCUUUUCUUUCCUACUUUUAAUUGUUAUUGUUUCCUAACAAUGUUGAGAGUAUUAAACUUUUCUUUUGUACUUUACAUUAUUAUUGACUCCUAACAAUGUUGAGAUUGUUAAAAAUUUUCUUUUAUACAUUACAUUGUUAUUGGCUAUGCUAAAUAACAAAGAUUUAAGUAAUAAAAGUGCAUAUAGAAACCAUUGACUGUGAAUUUGUUAAAUUCUUUUCCAGUGGAAAUAAAGAAUGCAAGCAUUCCACAUCUAUAUUUGAAAUUUAAAUUUACUGUCAUUUAUACUUGAAUUAGUUUAGUUCCUUAGGAAAAUGAACAUUCCAACUUAUUUUUUAUAAAUUUAAGCUAUAGAGAUAACCUGAACUAUACAGUGUGACUUUGUAACUUGUAAAGCUUGAGAUAAACAGAAAAGCAUGCAUUGAAUAUUGUGAAAAAAACAUAGUAAGUUAAAUAACACGUGUAAGUUGAAGAGCCAAUUUCUUGUUUCUCACUACACAUUGUAAUAAGUGUAACAUUUAUUCUUUACUAAGCUGUCUGUUCUGAAAACUGUCAUUUCAUCUGUGAUAUGGACAGACCUGGAAAGGGAGUAUAUUACAGCUAGUCUAUAUAUAUUAGCAGGAAGAAUGAGAAGGAAAUGUGCUUCAGGUAAAGUAUGGUAUUAGUAGGUAGACUGGAGAGAAAGCAUGCUUCAGGUAAAGUAUGGUAUUAGCAGGUAGACUGGAGAGAAAGCAUGCUUCAGGUAAAGUACAGUGUCGGCAGGAAGACUGGGAAGGAAAUUGUUUAUAUCAAGAUUAAUGUAUAACUGUAGUGAAUGAUUUUGGAACAAGUUAAUAUCUGCAGCUUCAAUAGUUAUCUUGUUGCCAAUAAAGAUUUGGGUAAUUUAAAA
Limulus polyphemus (Atlantic horseshoe crab) is the source of this 3737-nucleotide messenger RNA. Its product is annotated as nuclear respiratory factor 1-like. The coding region runs from base 124 to 1545 and encodes 473 amino acids. The record is from RefSeq and is a predicted model, not a curated record. Gene Ontology annotation, biological process: regulation of transcription by RNA polymerase II. The transcript is spliced from 10 exons. Lineage: Eukaryota; Metazoa; Arthropoda; Merostomata; Xiphosura; Limulidae. Gene Ontology annotation, cellular component: nucleus. Gene Ontology annotation, molecular function: DNA-binding transcription factor activity, RNA polymerase II-specific; RNA polymerase II cis-regulatory region sequence-specific DNA binding.